Zerene cesonia (dogface butterfly) is the source of this 1687-nucleotide messenger RNA. It is a transcript of the gene Wwox, whose product is annotated as WW domain-containing oxidoreductase-like. NCBI's taxonomy places the organism in Eukaryota, Metazoa, Arthropoda, Insecta, Lepidoptera, Pieridae. Bases 157 to 1413 code for a protein of 418 amino acids. Gene Ontology annotation, molecular function: protein binding. The transcript is spliced from 7 exons. The record is from RefSeq and is a predicted model, not a curated record.
AAGAACUUAUUAAUAAAUUGAUGUAGUUAUUGUACCAAUUUUGUACUUAAAAGUUGUGCGACACAAAAACUCAAGUAGUAUAACUUGAGUAAUAUAAGAAACAAGUUACUAACUGCGUCUUCAGUAAACAAUUAGCUACAGCUAGUUGUGUACAUUAUGCAUCAUGUUAUGGAUUCCGAUAGUGAAGAUGAGUUGCCACCAGGAUGGGAAGAGAAAUCAACUGAAGAUGGAAAUGUUUAUUUUGUAAAUACAUACAAUACCAAAAUACAAUGGACACAUCCUCGAACUGGAAGAAAAAAAGUGAUUUCUAAAGAUCUACCCUUUGGUUGGUCCAAAACUGUUGAUGAAAAUGGCAAAACAUUGUAUGUACAAGUUGAAACUGGAAACAAGACCUAUGUAGACCCAAGAUUAGCUUUUGCCAAAGAAGAAAAGAAAUAUACAAAUGAUUUUCGGCAAAGAUUUGAUGGUUCUUCAACAGCUUUUCAGGUAUUACAUGGAAUAGACUUGUCAGGGAAAUAUGCAUUAAUAACUGGUUGCAACAGUGGUAUUGGUUACGAAACAGCAAAAUCCCUAGCUAGACAUGGCUGCAAUAUAUUAUUUGCCAAUAGAAAUAUAGAUGCAACACAAAAAGCAAUCAAACAAAUUGUUGAAGAAACCAAUGCUUCCGAGGACAAUUUAAAAGCAAUAGAGAUAGAUCUAGCUUCACUGCAAAGUGUUAAGAAGUGUGCCUCCUCUGUGAAAGCUAUAUUUUCAGAUCAUUUGGAUAUGUUGAUAUUAAAUGCUGGUAUUUUUGGUGAUGCGUAUGAAGAAACUGUUGAUAAAAUAGACAAAACUCUGCAAGUAAACCAUUUGAGUCAUCUGUACUUAGCUUUAUUACUUGAGCCCUUACUGAAGCGCGGAUCGAGAGUAAUUUUUGUAUCAUCAGAAUCUCACAGGAUGGCAAAAUUAAAAAAUGUGUUUGUAAACCAGGAUCUCUCAUGUCCAAAGGAUUGGUUUAGUUCAAUGUUGGCAUAUAAUAAUUCCAAAUUAUACAAUGUUAUAACUGCUAAAAUAUUAAGUGAAGAAUGGAAAAAUAAAGGAAUAUGUGUGAACUCCCUUCACCCUGGGAACAUGGUGUACACUAAUAUAUCCAAAAGCUGGUGGUUGUAUGGUGUUCUGUUUUAUUUAGUUCGUCCAUUCACAAAAUCUUUGCAACAAGCCGCUGCCACCACAGUAUAUGUAGCUACUGCUUCUGAAUUGGAUGGCGUUACAGGCCUGUACUUCAACAACUGCUUCUACUGCGAAGAGUCCGCUCUAGCCCGCGAUAAAGAAAUUUCAAACGAAGUAUUCUCUUUAUCUCUACAAAUGAUAAAGGCUCGUAUGGGAUCUGAUGACAUAAAAAAAUAUUUGGAUAAAUUUUGUACUAAAUCGUAAAAUGUAUCAAUAUAUAAUAUGGUGGGAGGGGAAUAUAUUUUAUUUUUGUAUAUGCUGGUGUUCUUAGUUCAAUAAAACGGAUUGAAAUUGUGUCAACAUUAUUAUUAACACAACAUAUUUGAAUAACACAAUAUUUAGUGACCACACUCGCUACAGUGUUUGAAAGUGGAAUCUUGUAAUUCCUAAAUGUACACCAUAAGGUGUGUGUAUAGUGUUAUAGAAAAAUAAAAUGUUUGUGUCGCGGUUUACAACGUGUAGAUCUCUUAUCUUGCUU